AUGAAGCUCGACGAUGCUCUUUGGGCAUAUAGGACGGCGUACAAGACGGCGAUUGGCAUGUCACCAUAUCAAUUGGUGUUUGGCAAAUCUUGCCAUCUUCCCGUGGAGCUAGAACAUAAGUCUUAUUGGGCGGUGAAGCAAUUCAAUGCCGACUACUACAAGGUGGGAAAUGAGAGACAACUCCACCUUAACCUUCUCGACGAGUUUAGAAAUGAAGCAUAUGAGAACUCUUCCAUCUACAAGGAGCGUCUCAAAAACUAUCAUGACAAGAUGAUCGAGAAGAGGGAGUUCUUCCCGAGAGAUUCCGUGCUACUCUUCAAUGCACGAAUGAAGCUCUUCCCCGGAAAACUCAAGUCCAAGUGGUCUGGACAGUUCAAGGUGAAAACGGUGAUGAAGAAUGGAGCCAUAGAGCUUCAAGGAGAUGAUGGAAGAAUUUUCACGGCCAAUGGCCAAAACUUGAAGAUUUUCCAUAGCAAUGAGCAAAAGGAGGAGGUGUUCAUGCUCACCUUGGAACACUCCCAAUGA
This is a messenger RNA of Salvia splendens (bonfire salvia), 525 nucleotides long. RefSeq lists its product as uncharacterized. The transcript has a single exon. The record is from RefSeq and is a predicted model, not a curated record. Bases 1 to 525 code for a protein of 174 amino acids. NCBI's taxonomy places the organism in Eukaryota, Viridiplantae, Streptophyta, Magnoliopsida, Lamiales, Lamiaceae. Gene Ontology annotation, molecular function: nucleic acid binding.